UACCAGAUCCGCUCUCCAUGUCUUCUUUACCGGCCUAGGGCCACCACUGCUUAGACAACUGGACUAUGAGGAGCCCAGCCUGUUAGAAUAAUAGGUCCGACGGUGAGUUGCAAGUGGAUAAAAUGAAAAAGAACAUAGAAAAAUGGCUACAUCUAAGACAACAAAUCUUUCGAGGAGUGAUCAUUGUAAAAUGCAAGCCGGUUGCAUAUCCAUAGGUACCAUAACUUGUAGAUUUGCACCAUGAUCGUCCCGGAGGAUUGCGGACUGACGCUCAACUCACCAAUCAAUUUUGACAAAUAAAAUCACCUCUUUCUUAACCCAAGAUCCACUUUCAAUAUCCACACAAGUACACCGCCAUUGCCAACUAUCUAGUCUGGGAGAGCAACCGUAUUUGCAGAGAAUGUGUGACUUCAGCAAUCACUGGCUGGUUUGAGAGAAGAGAGACAACAGAUGGUAAACAGCGACUUCUGAACCAAACCCAUAUCUCCAUUUUCGGGAAAAACAAGCGGACCUGCUGUUGACACGAUUUCUCCGGCCACAAAUGGGUGUUGACGAGAAUAAAGCAGAGACUGAAUUGAAAGUUUGGAGUCUAUGUAGACUGCCGUUUUGGCAAUCAAGCAGUGGCGGUACUUCUUCUACUACAAUUUCUUCUGGUUCUGUGAGUCAUAAUGUGUAUCAACAACCCCAAAAUCAGCGACUUGGAGAGACAUCGAGCUUGCAUUCUGUCAAUAAGAUGUCGCUGGUAGCAAAGUCUCUGUUGCCUACUAGAAGGAGACUCAAGCUUGAUCCCCCUCAGAAUCUCUACUUUCCAUAUGAACCUGGUAAACAGGUCAGGAGCGCAAUUGACAUUAAAAACACUUGCAAGUCUCAUGUAGCUUUUAAGUUUCAAACAACUGCACCAAAGAGUUGUUAUAUGCGUCCUCCAGGAGGUAUACUUACUCCUGGAGAAAGUAUUAUUGCAACAGUAUUCAAGUUUGUGGAGCCUCCGGAGAGCGAUGAGAAACCUGUAUUGCAAAAGAGCAAGGUUAAAUUCAAGAUCAUGAGCUUGAAAGUGAAAGUCGAAAUGGAAUAUGUUCCAGAAGUGUUUGAUGAGCAAAAAGAUCAAGUUGCGGUGGAACAGGUACUGCGGGUUGUUUUCCUUGAUCCAGAACGCCCUAGCCCGGCAUCGGAAAAACUUAAACACCAAUUGGCUGAGGCAGAUGCUGCCCUUGAGUCAAAGAAGAAGCCUCCUGUAGACACGGGGCCACAGAUUGUUGGGGAAGGCCUUGUUAUUGAUGAAUGGAAAGAACGGAGAGAAAGAUACCUGGCUCGGCAGCAGGUUGAAGGAGUCGUCGAUUCUGUGUAAACUGAUACUUUCUGCUGAAAAAAACACUCUUUAAUUCGUUUUCUUCAACCAAAAGCUCCCUCCAUGUGAGGUAAAGGACGACUAGGAUGCUUUUGCAAGAAAAACACUUGGAAAGGUAAAAUGGAAGCAUGUUGUUGUUAUUUGAGUCUAUUUGGUUUUUUAAAAAAACGCAUUUACUUCGAGAUUCGAGCCUAAUUCCUUGUAGAUAGAGGGAUUUGAUUAACCCAGAAAUUCAGUUUUGGCAUGUGAAAGUUGUUUCAUUAUUGUUGAUGUUGUAUGCUGUAACUACGCAGAAGAACCAAAAACUAUGUGAAAUGUGUAUCAAGUGCUUGAAUCCUCGUAUAUAA
Tripterygium wilfordii is the source of this 1692-nucleotide messenger RNA. Its product is annotated as vesicle-associated protein 4-1-like. Gene Ontology annotation, biological process: endoplasmic reticulum membrane organization. Gene Ontology annotation, cellular component: plasma membrane; endoplasmic reticulum membrane. Lineage: Eukaryota; Viridiplantae; Streptophyta; Magnoliopsida; Celastrales; Celastraceae. The coding region runs from base 542 to 1345 and encodes 267 amino acids. The record is from RefSeq and is a predicted model, not a curated record. The transcript is spliced from 7 exons.